UCCACCAAAGAAUAACAAGUGGACGAAGGACUGCCGAAGUGUACAGAAGAUAAACAUAAUAUGUUAAUCUUGAAGAUCAAUGGGGGCCGGCUCAAAGUAACAUGUAUUAACUCGUUUUUUUUGUUUUAGGGUUUCUGACAUUUGACUGAGUUAUCUUUCAUUCAGAACAAUUACAGAACCCCCAACGGCCCAACCCCAGAAACACUGCUUUGCUUCACUCAAAUCCUCCUCCGCAGUCCGCCCACUCCCCCACCACCAACAAUGCACAUCCCCCCGCAUCUCCGGCGUCUCCUCCACCUCCGCCACUUCUCCUCUUCACCAUUUCUCUCUCCUCCACCUUCUCUCACCUCCCUUCAACCCCAUUUCUCAUCUCCCUCACUAACCCCCCACCACCACAACCACCAUCUUCCUUCUCUCUUCCCUUUCCCCCUCAGAUCCUUCUCCUCUGAACCCUCCCACAACAAUGACGAAAUUGCCCUUUCUCUCUCCUCUGAACUCCUUAAACCCUCUCAACAACCCGACUCUCUUUCCCUCUCUCAACGCCUUGACCUCUCUUUCUCCCACAUUACUCUCUCUUCUCACUUGAUUCUUCAGAUUCUCAACAAUUCUCCUGAUGCUGGUCGCUCUGCUUUCGAUUUCUUCAAAUGGGUUUCUUCCAAAUCCGAUCAUUUUCAGCUCACUGAUGAGGUAUUCUCUUAUUUUGUUGAUUAUUUCGGUCGAAGGAAGGAUUUUAAGAUUAUUCAUGAUGUUCUUGUUGAUGGGAAUGGUGUUGUUAGAGCUAAAACAUUCGCUGCGUCGAUCGACCGUCUUGUUCGGGCCGGUCGAGCGACGCAGGCGGUGUCGUUUUUCGAUAGAAUGGAAAAUGAAUAUGGAAUUUCUAGGGAUAGGCAAUCGUUAGAGUAUAUUGUUACUAAGCUUUGUGAUCAUGGGUAUGCUAGUUAUGCUGAGAAAAUGGUUAAGAAUCUUGCUAAUGAGUUUUUCCCUAAUGAGUAUGUGUGUGAUGUGUUGAUUAAAGGGUGGUGUGUUGAUGGGAAACUUGAGGAGGCUAGGAGGUUAGCUAGGGAGAUGUAUAGGGGCGGAUUUGAGAUUGGUACGGUGGCGUAUAAUGCAAUCCUUGAUUGUGUUUGUAAGCUUUGUAGGGAGAAGGAUCCUUCUAGGGUUCAGUCUGAGGCUGAUAGCAUUUUGGUUGACAUGGAUGCGGCUGGUGUGCCCCGUAACACUGAGACUUUUAAUGUGUUGAUGUCGAAUUUGUGUAAAAUCCGUAAUACAGAGGAUGCUAUGAUGUUGUUUCAUAGGAUGGGUGAGUGGGGGUGUCAUCCUGAUGCAAAGACGUUUCUUAUCCUCACUAGGAGUUUGUAUCAGGCUGCGAGGGUUGGGGAGGGAGACGAGAUGAUUGAUAGGAUGAAAUCGGCAGGGUAUGGUGAUGCUCUUGAUAAGAAGGCUUACUAUGGGUUUUUGAAGAUCCUUUGUGGAAUAGAGAGGAUUGAUCCUGCUUUAAAUGUCUUUUCUAAGAUGAAAGUGGAUGGGUGUAAACCAGGGGUCCAGACUUAUGACCUAUUGAUUGAAAAGUUGUAUGCUCAUAAUCAUGCUGAAAAAGCUAAGGCUCUUUUCAAUGAAGCUGUUCGUAAUGGAGUUCCAAUUGAGCCUAAGGUUUACAAGGUGGAUCCCAGAUUUGAAAAGAAGCCAAAGGUUAUCAAAAAAGGGAAGAAGCGUUUGACAUUGCCUCAGAAGAUGGCAUUGAAAAGGAAAAACCUCAGGAAGCUUCAUUUGAGCUACGUAAAGAAGCCAAAAAAUAUGAUGCGGCGAACAUAUUAAUCUAGUUUUUGUUCAGCUGCUUUAUGGCUGGAGUAUACAUGGUACUGCAUCUCAUUGGCCUUUCCCUCUCAACUUAUGUUACCCUUGCUAUGGAGUAAUCACUUCAUAAAAAAUCUUUGUAAUAAGAAUGGUGUGAACAUACUGAAGGUCAAAAGGUGUUUCAUUUGUUGUCUUGUUGGUCAACAACGCGAUAAGGAGGUGAUGCCUUCUCUACAGCCAUCAACACUCCUAUCCGACGCAUCUGGCUCAUAGUUAAGUAUGAUAAAGCAUCAACUAAUCUUUUUAUUUAGGGCAGCUUGGUUUUAGAUAAUUGCAAUUAGGUUAUUCUCUAAAGGCCCUUUGCUAAGAGGUACAAAUUUUGCUUGCAUAUCUGCAAUGUCUCACAUUCUUUUUCUUUGAGUAUGUUGAAGCUCUCAUGAACAAAUAACAGUUGGUUUUUCUGCUGUGUAUCAAACAAGGUAGGGGUUCAACGCUGUCUUGCUAUGAUGCUUUGUAACUCACUUUUCUUUUGAACUAGUUGUGGGAGUGCGCUACCCCCUCCCCCAAUUUGGCCAAAUUAAUUUCUAGGAAUUUAAUUGCGGUUG
Chenopodium quinoa (quinoa) is the source of this 2399-nucleotide messenger RNA. Its product is annotated as pentatricopeptide repeat-containing protein PNM1, mitochondrial-like. NCBI's taxonomy places the organism in Eukaryota, Viridiplantae, Streptophyta, Magnoliopsida, Caryophyllales, Amaranthaceae. The coding region runs from base 262 to 1815 and encodes 517 amino acids. The transcript is spliced from 2 exons. The record is from RefSeq and is a predicted model, not a curated record. Gene Ontology annotation, molecular function: protein binding.